Molecule: messenger RNA, 2719 nt
Organism: Syzygium oleosum
Lineage: Eukaryota; Viridiplantae; Streptophyta; Magnoliopsida; Myrtales; Myrtaceae
Product: rust resistance kinase Lr10-like
Exons: 3
Coding region: 580-2616 (678 amino acids)
Biological process (GO): protein phosphorylation
Molecular function (GO): polysaccharide binding; ATP binding; protein kinase activity
Source: RefSeq, a predicted model, not a curated record
CAUGAAGAUGACUGGUUUGACCUUCAUAUCAAGUUGCCAAUUCAUUUAAUGCAAUGAAGUAACGACUUAAACAAAUAUUGUUACUUGAGACUCAGGUGGACCAAGUUUAUUGUCAUCAACGUUAUUACAUGUUCUCAUUUUCAUCUUCACAACAUAGCACUCCUGACCCAUCGGCCUUGAAAUAAGUUACAACAUAGAUGCCUCACUUAUAAGGAUUAUUAUUCAAUUUAAGGCACGAUAUUUCAUUUUUACGAUACUAAAGCUGAUCUUUAGAGACAGUCAAUUGGCCAAUAAAGUCAAAUAUAGAAACUGCGAAGAAGUUUCCUUCCAAAUCAAUUUAUGCUAGCUUGACGCUGCGUGUACGACACAAUCUCUGCAUAAUUUCAGCUGAUGGAACCUCUAGUUGGUCCACACAAGUUACUUUUCUUGACUUGACUUUGUGUUACUUGUUGGCUUGAAAAUUUCGAUCACAGAUGACUCCCAACUGAUCUUUUCGAUCAUAUAUAAUCCCUCCCUUUAUUGAUCCACCACCACAAUUACCAAGCUAAAACUUUCAUUCUUGUAUCGAGCAGUGGAGAGAUGAUUAAUUCUCACGGCUCCCUAUUUAUGUACCACAUUUUUCUACUCAUAUUACUUGUUCUACUACUAGGAACAAGUUGUGGUGCGAAAAAGAAUCACUUGUGCACCGCUUCAUCUUGCGGCGAAGUCCGUAACAUAAGCUAUCCUUUUCGAUUGAAAGGCAAUCCAAAAAGCUGCGGCCACUCUAAGUAUGAACUUGCUUGUGAAAAUAACCGCACUGUUCUAUAUCUACAUGCCGGUCGAUAUUAUGUGAAGUCGAUCCAUUACCGUUACCAUGAUUACAAAGGUAACUUCAGAGGUGACAUAACAGUUGUUGACGAUAGUCUACAGAAGGGUAAUUGUUCGUCCCUCCCUCGUUACUCUUUGGCGGACUCCAACUUCAGUGGAAAUGAUGUCUACUCUCCUUAUUUCAAAAACCUACUGGUCUUCGUGAAGUGCUCAUUGCCUGUUGCUUCUACUUCGUAUGUUGAUACCAAACAGUGUAUUGGGGUUGCAUACUCUGCCGGCACGCCUUCUAAUUUUUCCCAAACGAAGGUGUACUCAUACGCUCUUCAUGGUCAUGGGCCUGAUGCAUUAGGAGCACUGGACAUCCAGGAUUCUUGCACUAUAACUAUGAUGGCAUUCGCAUCGGUCAACAUCUUGUGGUGGGAAAAGGAUCGUGUGAGUUUAUCAUACAAGGAACUCCACAACAUGAUGACCGAGGGAUUCAAUCUCACAUAUAUAGAAUUCAAUUCGCAGAUUGGAACAGCUCGAUUUUGCUUCUUGGGUUUCACAUAUCGUCUGCAGAGGUGCAGUUACUAUAACUCCAAUAGUUCUAUGAAGGCGGCACUUGCGCUUUAUGCACUUCCUUAUCUCCCCUUUUUCUUAGCCCAAUUCAUCGCAGCAAAAUUCAUACUUGGAGCUCCAUGUGUGUUGAUAUUUUUAAUCUAUAAGUGGAUGAGAAGGCACCGAGCAAUGGACGAAAACAUUGAAGAAUUCCUACAAGCUCAUAACAACUUUUUUCCCAUAAGGUACUCUUACUCGGACAUCAAGAAAAUCACAAAAAAUUUCAAACACAAAAUAGGGGAAGGGGGUUAUGGCUCUGUGUACAAAGGAAUACUUAGAAGUGGCAAUGAAGUUGCUGUUAAGAUUUUGAACAAACCAAAAUCUAAUGGCCAAGAUUUUAUGAGCGAAGUGGCUACUAUUGGAAGGAUCCACCAUGUUAAUGUGGUGCAACUUGUUGGCUUUUGCUUUAAAAACUCUAAGCAAGCUCUCGUGUGCGAUUUCAUGCCAAACGGAUCUUUGGAUAAACAUAUUUUCUCUAAAGAUGGGGACGAUUCUCUUGAUUAUAAGAAAAUAUAUGAGAUAUCUCUUGGUGUGGCUAGGGGGAUAGAAUAUUUACAUCGGGGAUGUGACAUACAAAUUUUACACUUUGACAUCAAGCCUCACAAUAUUCUUCUAGAUCAAAAUUUCACUCCAAAAGUUUCUGACUUCGGGCUUGCAAGACUUUAUCCCGUGGACCACAAAAUAGUGUCAUUGACUGCUGCAAGAGGAACCUUGGGAUAUAUGGCUCCUGAGCUAUUCUACAAGGACAUUGGUGGUGUCUCGUAUAAAGCUGAUGUCUAUAGUUUUGGAAUGUUGCUGAUGGAAAUGGCAGGUAGGAGGAAAAACGCUAAGGCAAAUGUUGAGCGUUCAAGUCAAGUUUAUUUCCCUUUGUGGGUUUAUGAUCAACUCAGCAAAGAAAACGAGGUUGAAAUGGAAGAAGUAGAAGGGGAAAGGGAGAUAACGAGGAAGAUGGUAAUAGUUGCCCUUUGGUGUAUACAGUUAAUCCCUAAUGAUCGGCCAUCAAUGAGCAGAGUCCUGAACAUGCUUGAAGGAGAUAUUGAUCAACUGCGACUGCCUCCAAAACCGCUUCUGUAUCCAUCCGAGAAGCCACUUGAUGAUAUGGACACUGAAAUAGAACUCGAAUCAUUCUCAAUCACAUCAAGUGCUCCAACAAUUUCCGAAGGAUAUCGAUUUCAGAAUAGCAAUGAAAUUACGGAAUCAUGCAUUGUAUGAUUUUCUUUUCUCCAUGUUUGAAUGUAUGUAACAUAAACGUAGUUCCAUCAGGAGCAUAAUUGACCAUGUAAUUUGUGAACGUAUAUGAUUUUCGCGUUUGUUA